AUGUUAACACCCACAGCUGAGGAACGUAAGAGAAUACGCGCAUGGUUAGGCCAGCAUAACCCAAAUGAUAUCUACAUUGAGUCCACCCGCAAAAGAUUAAGGGGCACUUGCGACUGGAUCUUGAACGAACCUGCGUUCCAGACCUGGCUAUCAUCCACCUUAUCGUCGAACAGCCCUAGUCUAUUAUGGAUUAACGGGCCUGCUGGGUUUGGCAAGACGGUACUUUGUGCCCGAGUGAUAGAGCACUUAUUAUCGACGAUUGAAACUCCUCUUGCGCACUUCUUUCUUUCUUCAGACUUUGACGGUCGCGAUGAUCCAUUCGUAACCGUUAGAGUCUGGAUCGACCAGGUAAUAUCCCACAACAGGACUGCUUUCUGCUAUGUCCGCGACCGAUGGGCAUCACAAAACGAGCAGACGGCGUCGCGAGAGACGAUUGUCAAUCUCUUCCGAGGAAUCAUUCAGACUGUGCCAGGCUGCAUAUUCGUUUUGGAUGGGUUAGAUGAAUGCGCCUGGAUGGCAAGAAGCCAAGGCGACGAUAACUCUAUCGACGAGUUUCUCCACAGGGUCUUGGACGCCAUUGCGAACACUGACACCCGAUUAAUGCUCGUCACUCGGACGGAGCCAAAAAUUGGAGCAGUCGUUAGCAAGGCGACAGGUUUCCUCGAGCUGAGGGUCUCCCAGGAACAUAGCCAACCCGACAUCAAGCUCUAUUCUAGAAGUAUAGUCAAUCGGAAGUUAGAAUCGCAGGACGAAGCGACAAAAGAUGCUAUUUCCAGGAAAAUGGCUGAUCGGUGUGACGGCUUGUUUCUCUGGCUUAAACUACAUGAGAACUCAUUGAAAGCAAACAGAAGGACAAAAUGGCUUGAGGAUGCUAUUGACAAGACACCACUAGGUCUCAACCGCGCAUACGAGCGAGUUUGGAGCACCAUUGAACAACAACCCGAACCUGUAAAGGAUCGCGCUUUUUCCAUCUUACGUUGGACAGCUUUUGCAACAAGACCUCUGACUGUCAACGAAAUCACCGAAGCGACACUGAUAGACGAAAACCACGGAAAUGUCGCAUAUGAAGAUCUGCCUUUGUAUGUCAAUAACGAAUUUGUUAACGACGAGAUCCACGGCCCUUGUGGUUCCCUAGUGGAAAUUCGAAGGACUGAUAAUCAAGGCGGAAUUGGACUAGGAACGGUCCAUCUAGCCCAUUUUACUGUCAAGCAAUAUGUGCUUGGUAAACUAUCUGUUCAGCUGAUACCAUUGAAGGCAAACGAGGCUCUGCGAUCUUCCCACGAGGCUCUUCAAAACACACUUCUCGCGAAACUCUGCCUCCUAUAUAUAAGUCAUACCCGUGUGUGGAAUAAUAACAUCCCGGAGGAUGGCACCUUCGUGGAGAAUGCUUUUCGCGACUACGCAGCAAAUGCAUGGUUUCAGCACGCCAUGAGAGCGGACGAAACUAAUGAUAGCUUAAUGCCGUUCAUGGAAACCCUUCUUGACCCCGACAACCAUGUGUAUAAACUCUGGCAAAACUGGUAUGACUUACGUAGCAUCACACCAGCGGACGAACAAAGUAUAACAGUAGUUCGAGGCGGGCCUCUACAUUAUUCUGUCCGUUUGGAAUUCCCCAAACUUUUAAAGCACUUGUUGGAUGUACACAAGUACAAUGUAGACGAGGGGACGUCUUCUGGCCUCACGGCAUUGCAUUUGGCUUCCGCCUUUGGUCACAUAGAACCAGUCAACAUCUUACUGAGGGCAGGUGCAAAUCCUACAAUUGCCGCUGGUGAUGGUUGGACCCCAAUCCACAUGGCUUCGUGGAAUGGACACAGCAAAAUCAUCCGGAUAUUACUCGAGGCAAAUGCAGAUGUCAUGGCUGGCACCGACAACGGGCUUACCCCACUUCAUGUAUGCUUGAGCAGUAACCAUAUUGAAGCGGUUCAACUACUACUUGACGGAAAUGCUGAGAUUAACGCCCGCUGUAACAAAAACAAGACACCACUACACUACGCUUCGGGUGACGGAUAUGCAGAGAUAGUCUCAUUGCUUCUGAAAGCGGGAGCUGACGUUACAGCGGUUGACAAUGAUGGACUAACCCCACUGCACGCGGCCUCAACCUGUGGGCACGCUGACGUUGUCCGAAUACUCCUCUUGCACCAUGCGUGUACCGCAGCUCAAGACAAUUACAAAAGAACACCCCUUUACAGUGCUUCAAGAGGAGGACACACUGAGGUCAUCGAACUGCUUCUUGAAAGCAACGAUGAUAUCGAGAUUUCUAAUGAAUCUGGAAGGACACCACUCUGUGCAGCUGCUUUAAACGGGCAUAUUGAGGUUGUUCGUGUCUUGCUUGCAAGAGGGGCCGAUAUCGAGGCUGCAGAUAUUGAUCAGCGCACGUGUCUUCACGCAGCUUCUCGAAGGGGACACUUCGAAAUUGCAAAACUACUGUUGGAUCAGGGAGCUUGCAUCGCCAGUUACGACUAUGACGGAUGGACACCACUGCAUGCAGCAACGACAAGGGGCCACACCGAAGUGGUGAAGCUUCUCCUCGAAAACAAGGCUGACGCGAGGAUCUGCAACAAGUUCGGUAGGACGCCACUUUCAUCAGCUGCAGAAAAUGGACUGCUCGAGCUGGUUAGGCUAUUGCUGGACAAACGUUCCGACGUCGACACCCAGGAUAACGAAGGGCAAACAGCACUCUUCCUGGCAUUGAAAAACGGUCACACGGAAGUGGCUCGGCUGCUACUCCAAAUGAAAGCUGACGCUGGGAUAAAGGAUAAGAACGGCUGGACAGCACUCUCUGCGGCUUCCUCUGGAGGUCAUAGCGAAGCAGUCGAGUUAUUAUUAAAUAACUCAGCUGAUACUGCGACUAGGAAUGAAGAAGGCUUGACGCCACUUCAUAUAGCAUCGUCUCGAGGCGAUGUUACGAUCGCGAGGUUGCUUCUCGAAAAUGGAGCUGAUGUCUUAGCUCGGACUGAUCAUAAGUUUACACCUAUUUAUCUUGCCUCACUUGUUGGGAGCGUCGAGACAGUGCAAUUACUUCUUGAUGAGCAUGCAGACAUCGCAGUUCAAAACAUAGAUGGAUUAACACCACUUCAUGCCGCCUCCAUGAAUGGGCACGUUAGCGUGGUUAAGUUGCUAAUCGAGAAGGGCGCCAAUGUCCAUGUCUUGCACAAUGAUGGGUGGACAUCACUGAACAUGGCCUCUUUACACGGACAUGUCAAUAUAGUUCAGCUGCUGCUUGAGAAUGAUGCUGACAUCACGGUUUGUAAUAAGUAUAAAUUCUCAACGCUCCAUUCAGCCUGCCACAAUGGUCAUAUAGAUGUGGUUAAGUUGCUGCUUGAGCAAGGGAAAGCAGACGUCAACGUUGUUGAUGAGGAUGGGUCAACGCCACUACAUGAAGCUUCAGCAGAAGGGCACUCUGCAAUAGUUAAACUUCUACUUAAUCAGGGGGCUGAUAUCUUGGCUGGGAAUAAUGAUUGUACAACGCCACUAUUCUUAGCCUCCCAACAUGGUCAUUAUAAAUUAGUCAAGCUUCUCCUCAAAAAGGGAGCAGAUGUCACAAAGACGGAUAGCCAGGGGUUUACGCCACUCCAUGGAGCUUGUCGUCAGGGGCACCGUAAGGUAGCUACCCUCCUCCUCCGCCAUCACGCCGAUCAUUCUGUUCGAAGCAAAAAUGAAGUCACGGCGCUAUACCUAGCUUCGGGACAAGGUCAUCUCGAUAUAGUCAAGCUACUCAUACAAGAAAAUGCCGAUGUUUCAGCUAGCGAUAAUGAUGGAUGGACGCCACUCCUCGUGGCGUCGGCAAAUGGCCACGUAAAAGUGGUCGAAAUACUAGUCGAACACGGUGCAGAUAUCACAACUAGAAACAACAGAGGCUUGACGCCGCUCUUUGUAGCCGCAGCGAACCAGCACCCUGAGGUGGUCAACUUCUUCUAUGAAAGGAUGUAG
Colletotrichum truncatum is the source of this 3930-nucleotide messenger RNA. The record is from RefSeq and is a predicted model, not a curated record. NCBI's taxonomy places the organism in Eukaryota, Fungi, Ascomycota, Sordariomycetes, Glomerellales, Glomerellaceae.